AUGACUAGCAUAGACAAAGAGAAGGAGUUGGGACAGUUAUUUCACGCCUGCGAUCUGGAUGGUUCUGGAUAUAUCGAUCAGGAAGAAUUGGCCUACAUAUGUAACGAGUUAUCUAUUGAAGAUCUCAGUGAUGUUUUCAAACAGUUGGAUAAAGACGGCGAUGGACGGAUCAGCAUUGACGAAUUCGCAAAAGGGUACAGGGAAAUCGCCAUGGCCAAAGAAACAAAAAAGCGUCAGCUGAUUCGACAACGCCUGACUAGUGCCAUCUCGGAGGAGAACCUGCUGGGCGAUACCCAAGGAACAAAUACCACAGAAGAGUUUUCUAACGGUCUUGACGAGGGCCUCAGAACACUGUCAUGCCAGGAACAGGUCUGUGAGCUGUAUCAGGGUCUGCACAGUGUCGACAAACCGGAACUGGUAUCGCAGUUUGAGAGUAUCCUUCUCAAUGUAAUCAACGAUGUUCGACAGUACAAGCUGGAAAACGAGAGACUGGAAAAAACAUACAAGAGGGAAAAGGAUGAACACGACAAACAUCUGCGAAGAAUGGAAGAAGAAAUGGAACAACAAGUGCGAAGUGUUGAAGAACGAGUACGGCAACAGGAGAAGGAAAAGUUAGAAUCUGAAAAAGUAGUAUUGAGACACCAGUUGGAUUCUGAAAUAAUUAUGCUGCAACUUAACCUUUCCAAACUGCAACAGGAGGGAGAAAACAGGCUUGAUAAAGGACAGGAAGAACAUUUGUUAAAUCUAAAGAAGAGAUUGGAGGAAAUCUUGACAGAAAACCGCAUGCUCAAAUCAGAUCUAACAGACGCACAAACAAACCUUGCCCUCGUGAAAAGUCAAAUGACAACAGUGAAACAGCAACUUGAAGUUAAAAAUUAUGAACUCGAAGUUGAAAAUAAAACAAUUGAAGAUUAUGUAAAUGAGCAGGAUAAGCUUCGAAGGCAGCUACAGAUGCUCCAUGAAGCCAAUAAGAAUUUGCUGGAUACAAAUGACAAUCUUAGAGAACUCCUGGACUCCACACCUGGUGCCUCACCAUGUUAUAAAAGAACAACGUCCUCAGAUUCUAGUCAUAGUGUGAGGAGAAGUCCAUCUCCAAACUUUCCAAGAAAAGGUUCCAUUAUGAGUGAUUAUGUUGAUGCGCACCCAGGAGGUCGGCCUGAACGUCCCCGGACACUGGACAUUUUUGUGCCAAAGUUUCUCACAGAAGAUGAUGAAGAAGAUAAUUUGGCCGAGGACUUAGAUAGUGGCCACUCAACACUUCGAGAUCUGAAUGAUGCCACAGAUGAUACAGAAAUUGACAGCAUCAGUGUUCAAAGUGAAAUCAGACGAGGAAGGCAGCAUAAAAAGGCACACCCUAGUUUACGAGAACAGGAGGAAGAUCUUGAUUCACAAGAUGAAAUUGACAGUGACACAGAUGGACCAAAAUCCCGUGAAACAUACAGACACCCUUCAGAUAGCAGACACUCGCCAUCUGUUGGGAAUAGAAGUUCAAACAAAAGCUCACGCUCAGUAAACAGAGAUGGCUCAACAUACAGUCAAUCUUCCAAGUCCAGUAGAGGAUCAACUCGACGACAGCUUCCUUCCGUUCCUUCCACAGAUAUGGUUGUUCCACCUCGAGUUUCGAAAGCGCCAGAACGAAUGUACAAGAUUGUCCUAGCAGGAGAUGCUGCAGUGGGAAAAUCCAGUUUCAUUGUUCGAUUAUGCAAGGGAAAGUUUGUGUCGAAUCUCAGCUCUACGUUAGGUGUAGAUUUUCAGACUAAAAUGUUGGAUGUAGAUGGACAGCCAACAGCUUUACAGUUAUGGGAUACGGCAGGACAAGAACGGUUCCGGAGUGUGGCCAGAACCUACUUCAGAAGAGCUGAUGGGGUUCUGUUGUUAUAUGAUGUCACUUAUGAGAGAUCUUUUCUCAAUGUUCGAGAAUGGGUGGAUGCUAUAGAGGAAGGGUCUCACAAGAAGGUUCCAAUAAUGCUAGUAGGAAACAAGACAGAUGCAAGGGCAGAGCUGGAGAAACAGGGGAGGCGAGUUGUCAAAUAUGAUGAUGGAGUGCGCCUUAGCAGAGAAAUAGAAGCACUUUUCAUUGAGAGCAGUGCUAAAGAUGGGUCGAACAUCUACGAAGCAGUCAUAGAACUUACAAGGUUACUUCGCACAAAUGAGGACAUGGAGGUGAAAGCAGUCGGAAUGCAGCUGCAGUUGCAGCCUAAACCAAACAGGACAUGCUGCAAUCGGUCAUAA
Candidula unifasciata is the source of this 2232-nucleotide messenger RNA. The record is from the annotation of a GenBank genome assembly. Lineage: Eukaryota; Metazoa; Mollusca; Gastropoda; Stylommatophora; Geomitridae.